AACCAACUCAACAUCGAGUACCUAACUUUAACGACUUGAUACAGAAGCAACGUUCCUCAGUCUCAGUCGUCUUUCCGACAUUGAAAUCCCAAAUUCCAGUCAAAAACCCUAGAUCUGUUUCCGACUUGGUCGAAUACCCACCAUUAUUCACUACUCCAACAUUUCAAAGUUUUGAUCUUUAGGCGACCCAGAUUGAUUACAUUCAAGUUUCAGAGAGAAAAUGCCGAGCAAGGCUCCUCCACGUGUCUCCGGCAAGGUUUUCCGAUCCCGGAUUCCGACUCUGCUGGUCUCAAUGUUCGCCAGCUUCGCCUCAAUCUACGUCGCCGGACGGUUGUGGCAGGACUCGGAGAACAGGGUUUAUUUGAUUAAAGAGCUUGAUAGGAUUACUGGGAAGGGGGGUUCUGUCAUAUCAGUGGAUGAUACGUUGAAAAUCAUAGCUUGCAGGGAACAACAUAAGAAGUUAUCAGCAGUUGAGAUGGAGUUGGCUGCAGCCAAACAAGAGGGUUUUAGUCUAAAGCGUUCAACACUGGGAAAUGGAACCAGGCCACUGGUGGUGAUUGGAAUUUUCACAAAGUUUGGUCGUAAGAACAAUAGAGACGCAAUUCGUAAGGCGUGGAUGGGAACUGGUUCUGCUUUGAAAAAUAUGGAGAAUCAGAAGGGAGUAAUUGCAAGAUUUGUUAUUGGAAGAAGUGCAAAUCGCGGGGAUAGUUUGGACAUAGCCAUUGACAAUGAAAACAGGCAGAUCAAAGACUUCCUUAUUCUGGAUACCCAUCUGGAGGCACCUGAAGAGUUCUCAAAGAAGGCUAAACUGUUCUUCGCUCAUGUUGCUGAUAAAUGGGAUGCUGAGUUUUAUGCCAAAGUCAAUGAUGAUGUUUAUGUAAAUAUUGAUGUUCUGGGAGCUACACUUGCAACUCAUUUAGACAAGCCUCGUGUUUAUAUUGGGUGCAUGAAGUCAGGCGAAGUUUUCUCUGAGCUGAGUCACAAGUGGUAUGAACCUGAAUGGUGGAAGUUUGGUGAUAAAAAAUCAUAUUUUCGCCAUGCUUCAGCUGAGAUGUAUGUCAUAUCUCAAGCUCUGGCCAAAUUUGUUUCAAUAAAUAAAGAUAUUCUCCGUACCUACGCCCAUGAUGAUGUCAGUGUCGGAUCUUGGUUUAUUGGGCUUGAUGUUAAACAUCUUAAUGACGCCAAGUUUUGCUGCUCCUCUUGGACGGGAGGAGCUAUUUGUGCUGGUGUGUGAUUUGGUUUGCUUUGAGGUCGUGGAUAAAUGUAAAACCAGAUACAGGGAGGUGGUUUAAAAGAAAUUGGAUUCACAUCCAUGAGAUGUUUGCAGCCUGCACAAUGUAGAGUAUGAAGCUUGAAGAAAAAUCAUAGCUCUGAUUGAGAAUUUAUUCCGAGUGUCUUGCCCAUAGAUGAAGUAGCUUUGUUCCCAUUACAGCACACUGCAGAUAGGAUGAUGGGAUUUCAACAAACUAUGCCUAGAGAAGGCAGUCGGUAUAGCUUUAUAGGUUUAGUAACACAAAUUUUACAGUGUAAUAGAGGGUGUUCUUAUUGCCACAUAAUCACACAUUUCUGUUGUAGCAUGUAAACUCUCCUUGGGUUAUUCUUUAUUCGGAGCAAUGAAAUAAUUUGAUUCCUUUGAAAA
Messenger RNA from Rosa rugosa (rugosa rose), 1639 nucleotides. Its product is annotated as hydroxyproline O-galactosyltransferase HPGT1. Gene Ontology annotation, molecular function: hexosyltransferase activity. NCBI's taxonomy places the organism in Eukaryota, Viridiplantae, Streptophyta, Magnoliopsida, Rosales, Rosaceae. Gene Ontology annotation, cellular component: Golgi membrane. The record is from RefSeq and is a predicted model, not a curated record. The transcript is spliced from 12 exons. The coding region runs from base 221 to 1234 and encodes 337 amino acids.